AUGAUUGAGUCGGUCAUGGCCGUUCGUCUCUCUACUGGAUUCUGCUCUUCCACGGCUUUACUCCAGUAUCGUCCUGCACCGAGCACGGAGGAGGGAGUGAGCUGCUUCCAUUACGCGUCCCGCCGCGUUUUCCAGCCUCAACGUCUCAACAAUAGUGCAGGGAGUGGAUUUCUGAAGUACAGCAGGGACUGUCUAACAAGAAAACACCCGAGAAAGAAUCGAACUCAAGCCACAGCCGAGUACUUAGAUUCAGCAUCAGAUCCAGAAAAACAAACUGGGAAGUCAAGAUAUCAUCCUUCAGAAGAAAUCAAAGCCUCUUUACCACAAAAUGCUGGAGAUUCAAGGCUUUCACCUGCAGAAACUACUAGAACCAUCAUUGAGGUGAACAAUAAAGGAACCCUGAUGCUUACAGGCUCAAUUGGUGAUGGAGUUCAUGAAAAUAUUCUCUGGCCGGAUAUACCUUAUAUAACAGAUCAGAAUGGAAAUUUAUACUUUCAAGUAAAGGAGGAUGAGGACAUCAUGAAGUCUGUUACUGCUGAUAACAAUUAUGUGCAAGUAAUAGUAGGCUUUGAUACAAUGGAGAUGAUCAAGGAAAUGGAGCUGAUGGGUCUAUCUGAUAGUGACUUUGAAACUGAUGACGAUGAAAGUGAAGGAGAAGAUGACAGCGAGGAUGAUGGGGAUGAAGAUGAAGACGGAGAUGAGGAGGGAUGGGUUGCUGUUCUCGAGGAUGAAGAUGAAGACGAAGAUGAUGAUGAGGAUGACGACGAUGAUGAUGAGGAUGACGACGACGAUGAUGAUGAAUCGCUUGGAGACUGGGCGAAUUUGGAAACAAUGAGGAGUUGUCAUCCCAUGUAUUUCGCAAAGAGAAUGACCGAGGUUGCUUCAAAUGAUCCUGUAGAUUGGAUGGAUCAGCCGUCUGCUGGCCUUGCCAUUCAGGGACUGUUGAGUCAUAUCUUAGUAGAAGACUAUUCAGAGAUCGAAAAGAAACUUGCUGAACUCAAAUCUACAAGUACUAACGGUAACAAGGAUGAAGAAAACUUACAGAAGAAGAUUGAAGACAGUAAUAAGGACGAUGGUGAUGAAUCUGAGAAAAAGAGAAAUGCUGUGGCGUUUUACAAGCUGGAGAUGAUAAGAAUUCAGCUUAUUACAGCACAAGGGGAUCAGACAGAAGUAGAAGUUGAAGAUGUCAGAAAAGCACAACCUGAUGCUAUUGCUCAUGCAUCAGCUGGAAUCAUAAGCCGUUUAGAAGAAUCUGGUAACAAACUAGCCGAAGCCCUUAGAUCUUUGUGCUGGAGACAUAACGGUAUUCAAGCAGAGGAAGUGAAGCUCCUUGGUAUAGACUCCCUCGGUUUUGACCUCAGGCUUUGCGCAGGAGCAAAAAUCGAGUCAUUGCGGUUUGCAUUCUCGACAAGGGCAACAUCUGAAGAUGAUGCAGAGGGACUAAUAAGGGAACUAUUAUUCCCGACAACAAACCCGUCGGAGCCACAGGAACCGAUACAAACAAGUCAGAAGGAGUGUUGA
Molecule: messenger RNA, 1521 nt
Organism: Microthlaspi erraticum
Lineage: Eukaryota; Viridiplantae; Streptophyta; Magnoliopsida; Brassicales; Brassicaceae
Source: the annotation of a GenBank genome assembly